AUGUCGGUUAAGGCUUUGGUAUUGUUGGCUGACGGGUUCGAGACCGUGGAGGCUUGUUUUCCCAUCGACAUCUUGGUCCGUUGUGGGUACCAAGUGAGUACGGCUAGUGUCUCAACCGCGUCUAAGAAGCAAGCUCGUUCGGCCCACAAUGUGGUGAUCCAGACCGACGGGAUGGUUGAGGAUAUGGAGGACCAGUCUUACGACGUGAUUGUGCUUCCGGGAGGCAUGCCCGGUGCUACCACACUUGGUAAAUCAGCAACGGUGAAGAAAAUGCUGCAGAAUCAAGCGGACAAAAAGCGCUGGAUCGCCGCCAUCUGCGCCGCUCCGGCUGAAGUACUUGCUGCCAACAACCUUCUCGGCGGGGCUAAAGGGGUCUGCUAUCCCGCCGAACAAUUCCAGAAGGCCAUGGGUGACAGCCUCGUCCACGGGCACGUAUAUACAGACGACGCCCACCGACUCAUUACGGGCGACGGGCCUGCAUCUGCAGCCCUCUUCGGAUUCACCAUCGCCAAACAUCUGGGAACUCCUCAAGACAAAAUCAACCAACUUUCCUCAGGCAUGGUUUUUGAUCAACAAUUUUUCUGCAACCAGUGA
Molecule: messenger RNA, 594 nt
Organism: Gregarina niphandrodes
Lineage: Eukaryota; Apicomplexa; Conoidasida; Eugregarinorida; Gregarinidae
Product: DJ-1 family protein
Exons: 1
Coding region: 1-594 (197 amino acids)
Biological process (GO): guanine deglycation, glyoxal removal; protein deglycation, glyoxal removal
Cellular component (GO): cytosol; nucleus
Molecular function (GO): protein deglycase activity
Source: RefSeq, a predicted model, not a curated record